This is a messenger RNA of Lodderomyces orthopsilosis Co 90-125, 591 nucleotides long. RefSeq lists its product as uncharacterized. The transcript has a single exon. Lineage: Eukaryota; Fungi; Ascomycota; Pichiomycetes; Serinales; Debaryomycetaceae. The coding region runs from base 1 to 591 and encodes 196 amino acids. The record is from RefSeq and is a predicted model, not a curated record.
AUGCCAAGGAUACCCCAACCCAACCAAGACACACUCACCCUCGUCAAAAUACUCAUCUACUUUAUCCUUCCAAUCACACUCUCAAUGUAUCUCAUAACAUUCCUAACCCCAGAUCUAUUCACAUACAUUCAAACCAACUUUCGAGUUAUACUCCUAUCAAAACAGUUUUGUCAAGUUAAACCACAUCAAUGUGAAGUACUACUAGAUGCUCAAUUUGGUGAUCCUGAACUACUUUUUCGACAAGUUUUCCAUCACUACGACUUGAUCUAUGUUGUUAAUAAGUACAUAUGGCAAUGGGAUACCCUUACAACAAAGUUGAUUCUAUCAGCACCAGUAAAAAAACUUAUAAUGGGCAUGGCUCAUUUACGUGGUGUUCAUGUAGACGAUGCAUACUGGGAAAUCAUGCAAGAGACUGUACAUAUUAUACUUGCUAUUUUUAAUACUUCAAUUUUUCAUAUUGUUAUGGGAAUGUUGGUUUCACGAAUGUGGAUGUUUUUUAUAGUUGGUGUUGUAUUGACAAUCUUGGAACCAUGGGAGAAAUUGGCUGGACCAAUUUGGAAUUUAUUACAAUCAGCAAAUAAUGUAUUCUAA